Neogale vison (American mink) is the source of this 2635-nucleotide messenger RNA. Its product is annotated as pyridoxal-dependent decarboxylase domain-containing protein 1-like. The record is from RefSeq and is a predicted model, not a curated record. Gene Ontology annotation, biological process: carboxylic acid metabolic process. NCBI's taxonomy places the organism in Eukaryota, Metazoa, Chordata, Mammalia, Carnivora, Mustelidae. Gene Ontology annotation, cellular component: intracellular membrane-bounded organelle. Gene Ontology annotation, molecular function: pyridoxal phosphate binding; carbon-carbon lyase activity.
AUGGACGCGUCCCUGGAGACAGACCCUACAUUAGCUGAGAUGGGAAAAAACUUGAAAGAGGCCAUGAAGAUGCUAGAGGACAGUCAGAGAAGAACAGAGGAAGAAAAUGGAAAGAAAUCAUCAGGAGAUAUUCCGGGGCCACUCCAAGGCAGUGGACAAGACAUGGUGAGCCUCCUCCAGUUAGUUCAGAACCUGAUGCACGGAGAUGAAGACGAGGAGCCCCAGAGUGCCCGAAUCCAGAAUAUUGGAGAACAAGGUCAUAUAGCUUUGCUGGGGCAUAGUCUGGGAGCUUAUAUUUCAACCCUGGACAAAGAGAAGCUUAGAAAACUUAUGACCAGGAUACUUUCAGACACUACAUUAUGGCUAUGCAGAAUUUUCAGGUAUGAAAAUGGCUGCGCCUAUUUCCACGAAGAAGAAAGAGAAGGACUUGCAAAGAUCUGCAGGCUUGCUAUUCAUUCUCGUUAUGAAGACUUCGUAGUGGAUGGUUUCAAUGUGUUAUAUAAUAAAAAACCUGUCAUAUAUCUUAGCGCUGCUGCUAGGCCUGGCCUGGGCCAGUACCUUUGUAAUCAGCUCCGGUUGCCCUUCCCCUGCUUGUGUCGUGUGCCAUGUAACACCAUGUUUGGAUCCCAGCAUCAGAUGGAUGUUGCCUUCCUGGAGAAACUGAUUAAAGAUGAUAUAGAACGAGGAAAACUGCCCCUGUUGCUUGUAGCAAAUGCUGGAACCGCGGCAAUAGGGCACACGGACAAGAUCGGACGUUUAAAAGAACUCUGUGAGCAGUAUGGCAUGUGGCUUCACGUGGAGGGUGUGAAUCUGGCAACCUUGGCUCUAGGUUAUGUCUCCUCAUCAGUGCUGGCUGCGACCAAAUGUGACAGCAUGACAUUGACUCCAGGUCCAUGGCUGGGCUUGCCGGCUGUCCCUGCGGUCACCCUUUAUAAACACGACGACCCAGCCUUGACUUUAGUUGCCGGUCUUACAUCAAACAAGCCAGCGGACAAACUCCGUGCCCUGCCGCUGUGGUUGUCUUUACAGUACUUGGGGCUUGAUGGGAUUGUGGAGAGGAUUAAGCACGCCUGCCAACUGAGUCAGCGGUUACAAGAAAGUUUGAAGAAAGUGAACCACAUCAAAAUCCUGGUGGAAGAUGAGCUCAGUUCUCCAGUUGUGGUGUUCAGGUUUUUCCAGGAAUUACCAGGCUCAGAUCCAGUGCCCAGAACCGUCUCCGUGCCCAGCGCGGCACCUUCAGCAGUCGGCUGGGAAAGACACUGCUGUGACGCCCUGAAUCGCUGGCUGGGAGAGCAGCUCAAACAGCUGGUGCCCACGAGCGGCCUCACGGUCAUGGACCUGGAAGUGGAGGGCGUGUGCAUCCGGUUCAGCCCUUUGAUGACCGCGGCAGUUUUAGGCACGCGGGGGGAGGAUGUGGAUCAGCUCGCGGCCUGCGUGCAGAGCAAGCUGCCGGUCCUGACCUGCACCCUGUAGCUGCGGGAGGAGUUCAAGCAGGAGGUGACAGCCACGGCAGGUCUCCUGCACGUUGAUGACCCGAACUGGCAUGGAAUAGGAGUUGUCAGGUACGAACAUGCUAACGAUGACAAGAGCAGUUUGAAAUUAGAUCCAGAAGGGGAAAAAAUCCAUGCUGCGCUCCUGAAAAAGUUAAAUGAACUGGAAUCCGACCUUACGUUUAAAAUGGGCCCUGAGUACAAAAGCAUGAAGAGCUGCAUCUACAUUGGCAUGGCGAGUGACGAUGUGGAUAUUUCAGAACUGGUAGAGACCAUUGCGGUCACAGCCCGAGAAAUUGAGGAGAACUCACGGCUUCUAGAAAACAUGACAGAGGUGGUUCGAAAAGGGAUCCAGGAAGCCCAGGUUCAGCUGCAGAAGGCAAACGAGGAGCGGCUUCUGGAAGAGGGGGUGCUGCGACAGAUCCCCGUCGUGGGGUCCGUGCUCAACUGGUUUUCUCCGGUACAAGCUUCACAGAAGGGAAGAACCUUUAACUUAACAGCAGGCUCCCUGGAGUCCACGGAACACACCUAUGUCUACAAGGUACAAGGCACAGGCGUCACACCCCCGCAGACCCCCUCGGGCACGCGCACGAAGCAGAGACUUCCAGGCCAGAAGCCUUUCAGGAGGUCCCUGAGAGGUUCCGACGCUCUGAGCGAGACCAGCUCGGUCAGCCACAGUGAACACCUGGAGAAGGCGGAGCAGCUGAGCGGCGCGCCCGAGCCCAACACCCCGGAGCCCGGCAGCCCCGAGCCCCCUCCCGGCCUCGCGCCCCCGCAGGACGCCGAGCAGACGGGUGCCCUCCGGAGCGGGGCCCAGCGCCCGGAAGACGACUGUCCGCAGGUAGAAGAACCGGAGAGCUUAAGAUAAAAGUCAGUGUUGGGCUUGGAGACUGUAGUAUCGUUUCAGGGAAGAAGUUCUACUGACAAUGUGAACCGUGCCACGUGCUAAUGCGCGAGAAAGGACUGUUGUUUGUGCGGAGCUGGCGUUCUUGCACACAUCUGUGCCUGAAAGCCAGACUUCUUAGAAGGGCAGUUGAUUGUCUCAUUCCAUGGGUCUGUGGAGCAACUCCUGUCGUUUCUGUCUGCCCAGCUGUAGUUCGCACCGGUUUCCCCCGUUACGUAAACACUUUGAUUCACAACACUUA